This is a messenger RNA of Drosophila grimshawi, 3045 nucleotides long. Its product is annotated as WD repeat-containing protein 6. Gene Ontology annotation, biological process: tRNA methylation. The record is from RefSeq and is a predicted model, not a curated record. The transcript is spliced from 3 exons. Gene Ontology annotation, cellular component: cytoplasm. Lineage: Eukaryota; Metazoa; Arthropoda; Insecta; Diptera; Drosophilidae. Bases 24 to 3023 code for a protein of 999 amino acids. Gene Ontology annotation, molecular function: protein binding.
UUAUCAGGAUUUGAUCAGAAAACAUGACUGAAUGUCAAACGUUACUAACUGAAUCGUUGGGAUUAAGUAUUUCACAAAAAUCAUUAAUUACUGCUAUCGGCAAUCAAUCAUUUUUUAUUACGGAAAAUAGGAAAACACGCCUGCCGCAUGAAUUUCGGUUCAAAAAGGUACACGGCUUUACAUUUAGUCAGAAAUGUGAGUCAACAGGAGUGCUACUGCUCUAUGCAGAAAAUGAAUUCUGCUUAUUCAGAUAUGACAAUACCGAAAAUGAAAUCUUUAAAUUGAUUUACGAGGGCGAGACAAAGGAUUGGAUUAAUGCAGCCAUAUUUUUAAAGGACGAGAUAGGUUGUCAAUUUGUGUUGCACAUGGCCCACAGUGCACUUCUGCGCUUGCAAUAUAAUGACUUGAAUAAUGGGUCUUUCGGAGAUUGCAGCAUAUUAGAGCUAGCUUGCUGCACCGACUAUUCAAUGCUCUACCACACGAGCUUGUGUGGUAACUGCUAUAAUGAGCUUAUUAUAUUAAGCGGGAAUUGUUGUGGGGAAAUAAUCAUAUGGCAGCCGCAUGAUUCUGUUGAUUUGAAUACAACUACUUGCACCAAAACGUAUCCCCUUUGCUUGCGUCUUAAGGCGCAUAAUGGUGUUAUAUUUUCUAUUGACUUGAACUUAGCAGCUCGCUUGCUGGUAACUACAUCAGACGACCGCUCUUUAAAGUUUUGGCAACUUGAAAGUGAGUCGAUUAGAGAUUGGAAAUACGACGCAGGAUCAGUGAGGCCAUUGUUCAGCUGCUUUGGCCACACUGCGCGAGUUAUUUGUGCGACCAUUGCAGAGUAUGAUGGCCAAGUUUAUGUUAUAAGUGGAGGUGAGGAUUCACAUAUAUGCGUAUGGAGUCAAUCAGGUGAAAUGCUUUUUAAGCGACGUCAACAGUUUGGCUCACCAAUAUGGCGCUUGAGUUUCGAUCAUAUUACGACAACACUUUAUUGCACAGGCUCGACGGGAAACGUUCUUGCUUAUAACCUGAAAAGCAUUCUUAAUGCAAGGCAAUCCCAAUCAACCCAAUUGAUACCAUUCGAUUCAGAAACGGAAUUUAUGAAAAAUAUUAAAUAUCUAAAUAGCAGUGCAAUAAUUGCUUUGAGCAGCAGAAAUCGCUUGUUUUUGAUGAAACAACAACAAUCAAAAUCACAUAACAUUGGCAAUUGGGAAUUAGUUCCUGAUUUCCCCAAAUACAAAUGCACAUUAUUGGCAGUGUGCGAUGGAAUGAUUGCCACUUGUGGCUAUAAACGGGUAACACUUCUAAAAUAUACAGAGAAGACUGAACAAUUUGAUCAACUAUAUGAUGGUACAAAGCUUGAAGGCCUCAUUCAGUCAUUUCAUUUUCUUAGCAAAGAUCUGUAUCUUAUGUCUGAUGAAUAUGGUAAUUGUAUUCUGUUAAAGGGACAGAACAUGGACGUUGAAGGACAUAUGAAAAUCAGUAAUUGCCGUGAACCCUGGAUAACAAUGGCACUGCUUGUAUCGCCUACCUGUUUGUUGCUAAGCAUUCGGAAUGGAAAUAUUAUGCUAUAUUCACGGGAAGCACAUUCACAAUUACAACUAAAGAAUACAAUUAAGCGCUUGCAUGGACCAAUGGGAUCGAAUGUCCUUCAAUUGUUAAAGACUGAUGAAAAAUACGCAUACAUACUUAGUGCUGGACACGAACCUGUUAUAAAAUAUUUGCGUUUAUGUUUUACAAAUUACGAUUUAACUGUUGACCAGCGUGAGUGCGUCCCGUUGUCUUGGAUAGAAGCAUUACCGAAAUCAGAUGUGUUGAUUGGCUUUAAUGACAAUCAUCUUGUGGCUUGGUCCCGUAAAAAUGACGUCCUUUUUCAGUUGCAGUGUGGUGGGGGCCACCGAUGCUGGGAUUAUCAGCUAAACAAUGAACAACUUGAUAUUAUUUAUGUAAAGCAAAAGCAUGUUUUUCAUCACCGUGCGAUACUGGACAAUAAUCGGUCUGGGUAUUCGUUGCAAGCAUUUCAAAAUUGUUGGCACAUGCGAAGUUGCAAUAUCAUGCAAUUACUUAAACGGACUAAUGAUGAUGAUGACCAGACAUAUAUUGUAUCUGCCGGCGAUGAUAAUAUUAUUAAAAUUAGCCAGUUUACAAAUCAAUCGUUCAAUCAGUGUACCGAGCUGCACACGCAUAUUUCAAGCGUAAGACACCUGACGUCAUAUCCCAUCAAAUUAGAAAACGGUGUUAGUCAUUGGCUUCUCUUUUCAGUAGGAGGUCGAUCACAGCUGUGCAUCAAUCAACUGGAUCCAAGUGGUCCAGUCGUUCGUGAACUGUGCACGCACACAAUACGAACGAAUAUCGACGGGAAAAAAUCUUUAGUCGAUGCCCGACUGAUGUCAAUUUCCAUUUUACGACAUGCUGAGACUGGAGAUUUCCAUCUUUAUGUUGCCAGCGCUGAUGGAAAAAUAAUUAUGCUCCGCUGGCAGUUAGAAAAUCCUUCACAAGUGUACUUAAUUCGCUUUAUUGAUAUAAAACGGUGUCCGCUUCAGUUAAAGAUUUUAAUGAAUACAAAUUUAUUGCUAAUCACAACCACAAAUGGAAUGCUUUAUGGAUUUGAUCAGACUCUCAGCUUGAAGCGGCUAGAGCUCAAGUUGCACUCUGCUGGCAUUAAUGCUUUAGAAACGCUAGAUGAUGGAUUCAUUUUACACGUUUUGACCAGCGGCGACGAUGAAAUCAUAAAGCACACCACACUCAAUAUGUCCAACAUGACUGUACAAAGAAGUACGGAAUUCCCUGGCCUACAUAAUGCUCAGAUUAAUGCGUUGAUUCUCCAUUCGACUAAAGGCGUCGGACGAGCUGUUGAACUAUAUGCCUACACAUGUAGUAUCGAUAAGCAAAUAUAUAUGGUGAAUUUAACAACUUUGCAAUACACUCGGAUCGGGUAUACUUGCAUUUCUGAUAUCAAAGGACUGCUUUUAGAUAAAAAUCGAUAUUUAUAUAUUUACGGCUGUGGGCUCCAGGUAAUCACACUGGAAAAUAAAUAAUUGUUUUUCGCAAAUAUUACAA